Molecule: messenger RNA, 582 nt
Organism: Naegleria lovaniensis
Lineage: Eukaryota; Heterolobosea; Eutetramitea; Acrasida; Naegleriidae
Exons: 5
Coding region: 1-582 (193 amino acids)
Biological process (GO): signal transduction
Cellular component (GO): plasma membrane
Molecular function (GO): GDP binding; GTP binding; GTPase activity
Source: RefSeq, a predicted model, not a curated record
AUGUCUGUACAAAAUAUAAAGGUUGCAGUUUGUGGAGCCGGUGCGGUGGGAAAAUCCUGUCUCACCAUUCAAUUUGUCCAGAAUCAAUUUGUAGAGGCAUGGGACCCUACGAUCGAGGACAGUUAUCAAAAAUCACUUAAAGUGAAUAACACUGUUGUGCAAUUAGACAUUUUGGAUACUGCAGGACAAGAUGAAUAUAAGGCAUUGAGAGAUGAAUAUAUGAGAACUGCGGAUGGAUUUUUACUAGUUUUUGACAUUUCUAAACCAAAGACUUUUGAGGAUUUAAAUGAAUUCCAUAAGCAAAUUGUUAGAAGCAAAGAUUGUGAUUAUCCUCCAAUUAUUUUGGUUGGAAAUAAGAUUGAUCUUCCUCCUGAAAAGAGAGCAGUUUCACGUCAACAAGCAGAAGAUGUUUGUGCAAAAUGGAAAAUUGAAUUUAUUGAAACAAGUGCUAAAACACGAACCAAUGUGGACGAGGCUUUCCAAAAGCUUGUCAAAACAAUUCUAAAGCAAAUGGAGAAAACAAAACCUGUAAAUACAAAUAAUAAGGAGAAACCAGAGAAGAAGCCUUGUAUUUUACUUUAA